AUGGAAGACCCAGCGACACCAGACGAAAACGGGGGUGGCAUGACCCUCGAACAGGCAGUUCAGGCUUUCCGCGCCCUGCAAGAGGAAGUCCAGAAGGAACGACAAGAGAGAGAGAAGCAGGAGAAGGAGAAAAAGGAGGAAUCGCCAGAGGAAGGCGUGCAAGAAACAGCGCAACCUUUAGCACAGGAACUAUGGGAUACAGCGGUACCGCCGAAUUUGAAAAUGCCGCACCUUCCGUCGUUCGACGGAAAGAGUGAUCCUUUGGAGCAUCUAAUGGCGGUGAACACCCAAACCGCCAUCAUCGGAGCCGACGAGCACUUAAAGUGCAAACUGUUAUCAGGCACGUUCAAGGACGCCGCCUUAAGAUGGUACAUGAACCUACCCAAGAACUCCAUAACAGGUUACGUCGACUUUCACAAAAAACUGUUGCACCAAUUUGCGGGAAGUAAAUAUAUCCAGGUAACUGCAACGACCCUGUUUGGACUCCGGCAAGGGCAUAAAGAAAGCCUGCGAGAAUACCUCGCCAGGUUCAGUGAGGCCACUAUCAAGGUAUCGAAUCCCAAUCAGGAGAUGUUCGUCGCAGCAUUCCACAACGGCUUGAAAGCAGGGCAAUUCAACGAAUCCCUGGCACAGAAGCCAGCAAUAACAAUGCAGGAGGUAAUGAAGCGAGCAGAAUGUUAUAUCAAAGGCGAGGAGAGCAAUGCUGAAAAGAGAAGCAGGGACUCCAGAGAGAAUCCAUCUGACAAGCGAUCCCCAGAUCGCCAUCAGCGAAGAAGUAGCCGCCGCAGCAGCGGACAGUCGAGCCGAUACAGUGGACGCCCUUACCGGGAGCCUUGGAGUUCGUCAAGGGGAUAUCGAACGGAAGAGGAGUAUUCGCGCCUUAACGAUACCAGAGUACACAUACUCGACGAAAUCCUGAACGCAGGACUAGCAAGGUUGCCCCCAGCGCCAGAUCGCCAGGCGAGGAUGGGGCCAAACCCAGAAGAAUGGUGUCACUAUCACAGGUGCAAAGGCCAUGACACCGAAAAGUGUUACAGAUUGAAAGACCUAAUCGAGCAAUUGCUGAACAGUGGGCACCUGCGCAAAUUCCUCCAGAAAGCAGCGGCAGCCGAGCGAGGUGGGCGAUCUCCCCCAGCAUCGCCAAGAAAAACAACAGAGAAAGAAGAUAGCGACAAGGACCAAAAAAGGAUAGCAGUGAAUACGAUAGCAGGAGGGUUCGCAGGAGGAGGCGAAUCAAGAGCAGCAAGGAAGAGAUACCUGAGGCAGAUAAUUUAUGAGACAAGUUUGGUAGGACAAGUGUCGUUUCCAACAACCCCAGAGUUGUCAUUCUCGGCAAAUGAUGGGAAUGGAAUUUUUCCCCACGACGACGACCCAUUGGUAAUUCAGGUUCAAAUCUUAAAUUGCGACGUCAAGCGCGUGUUGAUAGACUCGGGGAGUUCGGCGGACAUAAUGUAUUGGGAGGCUUUUAAGGCCAUGCAACUGGCAGGAGAGCUGUUAAAACCCCACAACGGCACGCUGAUAGGAUUCUCCGGCGAACAAGUGGAAGUUAUGGGGCACAUCACGUUGUUAACCACAUUCGGCGAAAAGGAAAACGCCAAAACUAUUAAGGUGAGAUACUUGGUAGUAAAAACUCCUUUCACAUCUUAUAAUAUUAUCAUAGGACGCCCCGCAUUUAACACCCUAGGAGCAGCAAUGUCUACCUUAUAUUUGUCAAUGAAAUACCCGUUAGAUAACGGACGUGUAGGCAUGGUAAGGGGCGACCAAGCAUUAGGUCGCCAGUGCUAUGAAUCGAGCUUGAGAGUUAAGCACAUACGAAAGUCAACUGAUCAGGUGAAUACAUUCGAGGCAAGUAACUUUAGAAUAGAGAGCGCAGAUAUAGAAGAAGUUACGGACUUAGAUCCAAGAGAAGAAUUUAAGGAUCAGAGGGUGAGCCCAAUUGAGAACCUAGAGCCGGUCCAGAUCGGAAGCGCGGAACACCAGGUAACAUACAUAGGAACCCAGCUGAAUAAUGAAGAAAAAGAGAGGAUAGUGGCCACAUUAAGAAGUAAUGUGGAUCUAUUUGCAUGGAAACCAUCAGAUAUGCCGGGAAUAGAUGAGAGCAUCAUAACACACAAAUUGGCAAUUUCGCCAAAGGUCAAGCCAGUAUCCCAGAGGAAAAGGAAAGUUGGAGAGGAACGGAGAACCGCAAUAGACGAAGAGGUCAGUAAACUUAAGGAGGCCGGAUUCAUAGAAGAGAUCAAAUACCCAGAAUGGCUAGCUAACGUAGUGUUAGUAAAGAAGGCCAAUGGAAAGUGGAGGAUGUGUGUAGAUUUCACAGACUUGAACAAAGCAUGUCCUAAAGAUCCUUACCCAUUGCCGAAUAUAGAUCGUUUAAUCGACGGUACUUCGGGGUAUAAGAUGCUAAGCUUCAUGGAUGCAUACUCUGGUUACAACCAAAUCAGGAUGAAUGCUCUGGACGCCCCGCACACGGCGUUCAUGUCAAACACCUGCAACUACAACUAUAGAGUCAUGCCCUUUGGCUUGAAAAACGCAGGGGCUACGUAUCAGCGUCUCAUGGACAGGAUUUUCGCUCGGCAGAUUGGGAAAAACUUAGAAGUGUAUAUUGAUGACAUGGUAAUCAAGACUGUUGAAGGAGGAAGCCACCAGGACGAUUUAAAAGAUAUCUUGGCAUCCGUAAGAAAAUUCAACAUGAGGCUAAACCCAGCAAAGUGCUCAUUCGGCGUACAGGCAGGAAAAUUUUUGGGCUUUAUGCUUACAAAUCGAGGAAUUGAGGCCAAUCCAGAAAAAUGUCAAGCUAUCAUCAACAUGAGGAGUCCCAGUUCAGUAAAGGAGGUGCAGCAGCUAACAGGGCGAAUCGCAGCGCUGUCAAGAUUUUUAUCAUGCGCAGGAGAAAAAGCUUUUCACUUCUUCGCCGCCCUAAAAAAGGGAGAAAGAUUCUGCUGGACAGAAAAUUGCGAAGAGGCUUUCCAACAAUUGAAGCAAUUCCUGGCAUCACCUCUUAUCCUAACUCGCCCCCAAGCAGAUAAGCCGUUGCAGCUUUACCUCGCCGUUUCCGACAACGCCAUGAGUUCAGCGCUGGUUCAGGAAAUAGGCGGAGAGGAGAAACCGGUAUACUUCGUCAGCAGAGUGUUUCAAGGAGCGGAGAUGAGAUAUCAGAAGUUAGAAAGGCUGGCCCUUGCAGUAGUAAUAACAGCCAGGCGAUUGAGGCAGUAUUUCCAAAGUCACGCCAUAACGGUCAAGACCGAUUACCCAAUCAAAUGUGUCUUACAAAAGCCGGACUUGGCUGGAAGGAUGGUAGCAUGGGCAAUAGAACUAUCAGAGUACGACAUAACGUUCGUACCAAGAGGGAGCAUCAAAUCACAAAUCCUAGCAGAUUUCGUCUUGGAGUCAACGUCGCCACCAGCAGAAGUCGAGUCACACACAUGGACGCUGUCGGUAGAUGGAUCAUCCAACUUGAAGGGAAGCGGAGCGGGAAUAGUGCUUGAAGGACCAGAUGGAGUGCUAGUAGAGCAAUCUCUGCGCUUCGCCUUCAGGACGAGCAACAACCAAGCGGAGUACGAGGCCUUGAUCGCCGGAAUGAAGCUAGCAAAGGAGAUGGAGGUGCGAAGGCUCAAAGCGAAAAGCGACUCGCAGCUAGUCACUAGCCAAGUGUCAGGAGAAUUCCAGGCAAAGGACCCCCAACUUAUCAAGUAUCUGCACCAGGUAAAAAGUUUGUCUGAGCACUUUGACACUUUUGAAUUAUUAUACGUGCCCAGGGAACAAAACGCAAGGGCGGACCUACUGUCCAAACUGGCAAGCACUAAAAAGCCAGGAAAUAAUAAGACAGUGAUCCAAGAAACAAUCUCCAAACCCAGCUUCGGCGACUCAGAUGAAAACGGAGAGGUUUUGGCGACACAAGUAGGAGAUGAUUGGAGAAUGCCGAUAAUGCAAUACUUGCAGAAGGGGGAGUUACCAGAAGAUAAGGAGGCAGCAGUAAGAUUGCGGAGAAAGGCAGCACAUUAUACGCUGAUAAGCGGGAGGUUGUACAAGAGAGGGUUUUCAUCCCCAAUGUUGUUGUGCGUAAAUGAGGAGGAAGCAAAGGGGAUACUUAAGGAGAUCCAUGAAGGGUCAUGUGGGAGCCACAUAGGAGGAAGAUCACUAGCAGGAAAGGUCGCCAGGGCAGGAUUUUUCUGGCCAACACUCUUGAAAGAUGCGAGCGACUACGUCAAAAGCUGUGACACAUGUCAAAGACACGCGGACCUACACCACGCCCCAGGAGAACCGUUGACAUCGGUAACGUCGCCAUGGCCUUUCUACAUGUGGGGAGUGGAUAUACUGGGACCAUUCCCCGCAUCAGAGGGACAGGCAAAAUUUUUGUUGGUGGCAGUGGAUUACUUUACCAAAUGGAUAGAGGCAGAGCCGGUACCCACCAUCGGGUCGGAAAGGGUCAAGAAGUUCUAUUGGAAAAACAUCAUCUGUAGGUUCGGUCUGCCGAAGUAUAUAGUCUCGGACAACGGAACCCAGUUUACAAGCGAAGCAGUGAUCACCUUCUGUCAAGAGAAGGGAAUUCGCAAUACAUUCAUCUCAGUGGAACACCCUCAAGCGAACGGACAGGCGGAGUCAGCCAACAAGGUCAUACUAAAAGCAAUCAAGAGAAGAUUGGAAGGAAAGAAAACAGGAUGGGUGGAGCAUUUACUCCCGGUCCUGUGGUCAUACCAUACAACGGUGCAAUCUACAACAGGUGAGACUCCCUUUAGAAUGGUCUAUGGCACGGAUGCAAUGAUACCUGCAGAAAUCAACCCACCAAGUUGGAGGCGGUCAACAUUGACGGCCACAGUAAACGAAGAAGCGCUUAAGGAAAAUUUGGAUUUGCUAGAGGAGACCAGAGAAGCGGCUCAUAUCAGGGAAUUUUCAGUAAAACAACAGGCGAGACGCAAAUACGAAACACGCGUAAUGGCGAGAGACUUCAAGGCAGGCGAUUUGGUGCUAAAACGACCAAUGGGGCGAGACAAAGGCGGCAAAUUAGCCCCAAAUUGGGAAGGACCGUACAGAAUCCAGGAAGCUUUUGGAAGAGGAGCAUACAGGUUGGAAACACUGAAGGGGGAGGCAUUACCACGAACAUGGAAUGUGGUCAAUCUCAGAGCUUACUACAGCUAA
Molecule: messenger RNA, 5136 nt
Organism: Trifolium pratense (red clover)
Lineage: Eukaryota; Viridiplantae; Streptophyta; Magnoliopsida; Fabales; Fabaceae
Exons: 1
Coding region: 1-5136 (1711 amino acids)
Biological process (GO): DNA integration
Molecular function (GO): RNA-DNA hybrid ribonuclease activity; nucleic acid binding
Source: RefSeq, a predicted model, not a curated record